Messenger RNA from Helianthus annuus (common sunflower), 4622 nucleotides. Its product is annotated as retrovirus-related Pol polyprotein from transposon RE1. The transcript has a single exon. Gene Ontology annotation, biological process: DNA integration. Bases 409 to 4431 code for a protein of 1340 amino acids. Lineage: Eukaryota; Viridiplantae; Streptophyta; Magnoliopsida; Asterales; Asteraceae. The record is from RefSeq and is a predicted model, not a curated record. Gene Ontology annotation, molecular function: nucleic acid binding.
ACCAAAAUAAAUAAUUAAAGUGACAUCAGUCUAGUUUUGAAGGGUCUUUAGUGUAAUUUCUAAUUCUAUAAAUUCCUAUGUAUCUCUUCAGUUUCUGUGUGACAUAAUAAUCAAAACCUUUGAGUUGUUUUGGUAUCCAGAGCCUUCUUUUUUUACUCAGAAUUUCAAGAGUCCCACCACCAGCCUCCCUGCCGACGUCAAUUUCCGGCAAACCUAUCCCCAGCCGACGAUAACUUCCGGCUCCAAUCUAAAAUCUUCUGAUGGCUGCUAUCAUUCCUUUCACCACCCAAGAAAAAACGGCUCACAACUCUCACAAAUUUGCUUUCACUUUGAACCCUAAAAAUUAUGGUUAUUGGAAAGCUAUGAUCGAACCUUUCCUCAUCGCCAACAAUUUGUUCGGCUAUAUUGAUGGUACAAUUCCGUGUCCACAAGAAAAAGUUACGACUGAAAAUCCCCACCACUGAUAAUCCUAGUUAUCGAGGGUGGAUUGCUAAUGAUGCUCAUGUUCGAAUGAUCCUUGUCUCUACUGUUUCUGAAGCCUCCUUCCAACAUGUUCAAGGUACAACCUCCCGUGACAUUUGGCUCGCCUUAGAGCGUGCUUAUGCUCCUUCAACAUCUUCUCAUGAAUUUACUUUAAAAACCCAACUCCUUAAAAUCGCCAUGAAAGGCGAUGAAAAACCAAUUGAUUACUUAAGUCGUGCUCAGGAAUACGCAACUGCUCUCGCCAAUAUUGGCGAACCCAUGAAGGAUAAAGAUCUGGUAAUGCUCACCAUAGCUGGUCUACGUGAAGAGUAUAACGGUCUCAAGAGUAACCUCCUUGCUCGCUCCCCUCCGGUUGCUUUCAAUGAGUUACAUGGCCUUCUUAGUGACCACGAUUAUAUGUUGAAUAGACUCAAUACCGUCUCGGUUACAGCCAACCUCUCAUCACAGCUCCUUGCUGCGGCUGCCACCGCACCUGUCACCCCUCCCGCUGGUCUUGAAUCCAUUCAGCAACAACUUAAAACCCUUCAACUCAUGGCUGCCCAGAUUGGUUAUCAGCUUCAUCCUGCAGCCCCGACUCAACAGGCUGCCACUGCUUCUGUUUCACAACCGCAAGCAUACCUUUCUCCUCGUUCCAACAAUAACAACCGCAAUAAUCGAGGAAACCGUGGCAACUAUCGCGGCAACACCCGCUCCAACCGUGGCCGAGAACAACAAGGAACAAGACAAUUUUCUUGGGCUUCCACCCAGAACAUGGUUUAUGGUCACUGCAAUCGGUGUGGAAUCGGACACAUUCCGUCUCAAUGUCCAAAUCAGUCCUCUAAUGGUCGUGCACAAGCCAACUACGCUGCUUCUGAUGUUGGCUCAUACUCCACUUGGAAUCCUGACACAGGCGCUAAUCAUCAUGGCACUCCAGACUUGUCCAGCCUUGACAAUUCCGAGGCUUACUAUGGUACUGACUCUCUCCAUGUUGGUGACGGUAACCCACUUCCUAUUCUUCAUAUUGGCUCUAAACAAUUUUCUUCCACAAAUAAAACUUUUAACCUUUCAGACAUUCUUCAUGUACCCCAACUUAAAAAGAACCUACUUUCUGUACAAAAAUUUUGUUGUGACAAUAAUGUCUUCUUUGAAUUUCACUCUUCCUUUUUUGUUGUGAAGGACGAGUUUACACAAGCUACCCUCCUCAGGGGUCCAAGUGAACAGGGUCUCUAUUCCAUCCGUCUUCCUCGGCUUCAGUUGCUUCCAAAAGUUGCUUUCACGACCACCAAAGCUUCCUCCACAAUAUGGCAUCAACGAUUAGAUCAUCCUCACAGUCGAGUCUUUAAUUCUGUUAUUUCUUCGUGUUCUUUACCUGUUUCAAAUAAAUUGUCAUCAUCGUUGUGUACUUCUUGUCAAAUGGGCAAGUCAUCUAAACUUCAUUUGCAAGAAUCAACCUUUCGUAGUAAUAAAGUUUUGGAUUUAGUUUAUUGUGAUGUUUGGGGACCUUCUCCCUCAUUGUCUAUUGAUGGUUAUCGUUAUUACUUGUUGUGUGUUGAUCACUAUUCUCGUUAUAUGUGGUUUUUUCCACUGUCUCAAAAAUCAGAUGUUUAUACUCAAUUUACCAACUUUGUGCGUAUGGUGGAACGCCAAUUCAACACCAAGCUCAAAAACGUCCAAUCUGAUUGGGGGGGCGAGUUUCGCAACUUGACUUCGUUUUUUACAUCUCUUGGUAUUAUUCAUCGUAGGUCGUGUCCUCACACGAGUGAACAAAACGGGACUGUUGAACGACGUCACCGCCAUGUUGUGGAAACUGGGCUUGCUUUUCUUGCUCAAGCUCAUUUACCUCAACGCUUUUGGUUUUUUGCCUUUGAAACAGCGGUCUACCUCAUAAACCGUCUUCCUUCUCGAGUCACUCAUGAAAAAUCUCCUUUUCAAAUUCUUUUCAACCGUAAACCAGAUUACACAUUCCUUCGUGUCUUUGGCUGUCAAUGUUUUCCUUAUCUUCGUCCCUACAACCGUCAUAAAGUUGAUUUUCGGUCUGUCCCGUGUGUCUUUCUUGGAUAUAGUCCUGUUCACCAUGGAUAUCGCUGUUUUGACCCUCAAACCGAACGUGUGUACAUUGUUCGACACGUUCGCUUUAAUGAACAUAUUUUUCCCUACAAUCAACCCUUACCUACUCAACCUACUUCCCCACCCUCAUCUCCUUACACUUCUAUAUUCCCUGACCCAAUACCUGACUUCUCUACACCAUCUGAAACACCACACCCACCAAGCCCACCACCCACUCAGCCACCUGCCAACACUCAACACCAACCUGAGACUGUUCCUCAACCUCCACCACCUCCGCCACCUAGAACUCGUCCUUCUCACCUGCGACAAAACCCAAAACAAACUAAACGUUUUGAUCCUUCGGCCUAUACUGCUUCCACUAACUCUAUCCCAACUGAACCCACAUCCUUUACCGUCGACAACAAUUUCCUGGAGUGGCGUCGUGCCAUGGCCGAAGAAUUAGAGGCCUUAGACAAGAAUGGAACCUGGUCCUUAGUUCCUCGUGUUCCUAAUACUAAUGUUGUUGAUUGCAAAUGGGUGUACAGGUUAAAAACUGACCAGAAUGGCAACAUCAGUCGUUAUAAGGCAAGACUUGUUGCAAAAGGUUUUCGGCAGCAGUCCGGGGUGGAUUAUCAUGAGACUUUUAGCCCUGUUGUUAAACCGGCCACUAUUCGUACGGUGCUUUCUCUUGCAGUUUCUAAUUCUUGGCCGUUAAAACAGUUGGAUGCUCAAAAUGCCUUUCUUCACGGGGAUCUUGAAGAAACCGUUUACAUGACUCAGCCGCCUGGUUUUGUUGAUCCCGCUAAACCUCAUCAUGUGUGUUGCUUGCACAAGUCCUUGUACGGUUUGAAACAGGCCCCACGGGCCUGGUUCAACAAGCUUUCCACAGCCUUGCAACAACUUGGUUUCUUUGGCUCCAAAACGGAUCCGUCCCUUUUCAUCUAUAAUCACAAGGGUAGCAUGGUUUAUAUCUUGGUGUAUGUUGAUGAUAUUAUUAUCACCGGUAAUAAUUCUCCGUUGGUCAAUUCCGUAAUAGCGAAGCUAAGCUCCAUGUUGGAGGUUAAAGACCUUGGUCCUUUACAUUACUUCUUGGGCAUCGAAUUUCUCCACCAGAACUCUGGUCUAAUUCUUUCUCAAAGGAAGUACCUUCUCGAUGUUAUUAAUAGGGCUGGUCUCUUUGAAUGCAAACCUGUUGCCUCUCCAAUGGACACGAAGUCAGUUCUCUUACCGAAUGAUAGCCCACUUUUUGCUGACCCUACACGGUAUCGUCAAAUAGUUGGUGCCCUUCAGUAUGCUACCCUUUCACGCCCAGACAUUGCCUUCUCAGUCAACAAGGUUUGUCAAUUUAUGCAUGCACCAACUGAAGCUCAUUGGUCUGCUGUGAAACGUAUUUUACGGUACUUAAAAGGAACUCUGCACCUCGGUCUUCUUUUUCGACAUUCAUCUGCUUCGCAUCUUCAUGCCUUUUCUGACUCUUUUUGGGAUGAUGGUUCUAGUUCCCUUGUUCAAGCUUACUCUGAUUCUGAUUGGGCUGGUUGCCCGGUGGACCGCCGAUCCACGGGGGGAUAUGCAAUAUACUUGGGCUCUAAUCUAGUUUCGUGGUCUGCUCGCAAACAAAAGACCGUCUCUCGGUCCUCCACAGAAUCUGAAUAUAAAGCCAUUGCUGAUGUUGUUGCUGAAAUAAUCUGGCUUAAAUCUCUUCUUCAAGAACUGGGUGUUACAUCAACUAAACCGACACUAUGGUGUGAUAAUCUUGGUGCUACAUACCUCUCGGCUAACCCAGUCUUCCAUGCCCGUACAAAACAUGUUGAAGUAGAUUUUCAUUUUGUUCGAGAACAAGUUGCUAAAGGGAAGUUGUAUGUCAGGUUCAUUAAAACAGACGACCAGAUUGCUGAUGUGUUUACAAAACCGUUGUCUUCAUAGCGCUUCACGUUUCUUAGGUCCAAGUUGCAGGUCGUUCCCCGCCCUCAACUUGCGGGGGAAUAUCAGACCAAAAUAAAUAAUUAAAGUGACAUCAGUCUAGUUUUGAAGGGUCUUUAGUGUAAUUUCUAAUUCUAUAAAUUCCUAUGUAUCUCUUCAGUUUCUGUGUGAAAUAAUAAUCAAAACCUUUGAGU